AUGGUGUUCGAGAAGUGGAGAGUUCUUUUGCCUGUUGGUUCUGCUAUUUGUAAAGACUGCGACAAAGAACAGCACAGGCCUCAUCCCUCUUCGAAUAUCUCAACGGAACAGAAGCCUGGCACUUCCUCCGCCUAUGAUGAGCCUCUACCAUGUUCUAGUACAGAGGAAAGUUUUGUGGGUACAUUGAUUGUCGAUAUCGACCUUGAGCAUCAGAGUCGAUCACCAGUAACAUCUGACAGACAACAAGUCAAGUUGGUUUCUGAUGAGAUGGGAGGCAAAGGUGAUGAUAAUUCAUCAAUUUCUUCUGCUGGGUCUACAUGUAUCAUCCAGGGACGUCACCUUUUGUCAUCAAGUAAUGGAGAAUCACCCAGCUCCGAUAAUCUGGAUAAUGGUGAUAAACCACAUGAAUUCGACAUGUCCUGGGCCCCAACUCCAGCGCCAAAGAAUAUGCAUCUUGGCUUCCUCAAUCAGUUUCUGAAGCAAGGGGGAUGUAAUUCAGUUUCAGGACAGCUUCUUCUGCCGCUUGAUGAUGCUUCCUCAAGUACUCUUCGUUAUUACAAAAGGAAGGCAAGGGAAGCGGUUGCUUUAACGUUGCACUGCAUAGCCCCUGGACAAGAAAACGAUCUUAUGUCACUGAUCCAGCCUGCAGUGCCUUCUCCAAUGGCCGAUGAACUGGACAAGGUUGUGGUGAAAUGCUAUAAUGAUGCCUCGUCAUGGUAUAUUAGACGACAGAUAUUGUCCAUUCUUGCUCCACAUAGAACCAAAGAGCAACUAAUGGACAUGAUUCCUGGUCUCACGAAGUACAGGGUAGAUGAAGCCUGUAAACAUGCAAGGGAGGUUGGCCAGGCUCAGCCAGUCGAGGUUGAAGGUGUUACUCGUUCACGCCUUAGUGAAGUGAAGGUCGACCAUUUUCUAGAUUUCAUCUCCCGCCCAGACUUCCUACAAGAUGUUGCAUACGGGACUAAAGUUGUGAAAUUGAGCAACGGUGAAAAGCUUGAAAUCCCCAAGGUUGUACGAACAGUGAUAACAUCAAGAAUAAUUCAGCUUCACCAAGCCUACUGUGAAGAGGUUGCCUUUGAGCCAUUGAGCAGGAGCACACUCUACUCAAUCAUUCAGGUUUGCGCAGCUUCCCAACAGAAAUCUCUUUCUGGUCUUGACAACAUUGCAGCUGAGGGGUCGGAGGCAUUUGAUUCAUUGUUCACCAUUGCAGAAAGUCUUGGUGAUCUUCAGUAUCCAGCUGCUUCUCUUUAG
Lineus longissimus is the source of this 1251-nucleotide messenger RNA. RefSeq lists its product as uncharacterized. The transcript is spliced from 8 exons. Bases 1 to 1251 code for a protein of 416 amino acids. The record is from RefSeq and is a predicted model, not a curated record. NCBI's taxonomy places the organism in Eukaryota, Metazoa, Nemertea, Pilidiophora, Heteronemertea, Lineidae.